Molecule: messenger RNA, 9406 nt
Organism: Hypanus sabinus (Atlantic stingray)
Lineage: Eukaryota; Metazoa; Chordata; Chondrichthyes; Myliobatiformes; Dasyatidae
Gene: epg5
Product: ectopic P-granules autophagy protein 5 homolog (C. elegans)
Exons: 44
Coding region: 20-7813 (2597 amino acids)
Biological process (GO): autophagosome maturation
Cellular component (GO): cytoplasm
Source: RefSeq, a predicted model, not a curated record
UGCGCGGGCAGCUCCGAGAAUGGCGGAAGUGGCUCGUCCGAGGAAACCACGACAGGCUGCAAAGGGGCAGGACAAAAAGAAAAAAGAAAGGUUGAAGCCAGAAUUGGACCGGGAAUUGGUUUCCAGUCAGCCAACAAAAGUAGAAAAUCCUACAAUAGUUGAUAAAUCUCAAGCAAAUUUCUCAAAACAAAAAACUCAGGAGCAAAGUGAGGACCAAAAGAGGGUGCCUGUGGAAACUCUUGAUCGUGAAUUAUGUACAGAAAUUGCAUCCAUUGCAACAGCUGAAUCAAAAUUUGAUUCAAAACAGUUUACUACAUUAGAUGUUGAAGAUAAACAGUUUCAAUAUAAUCAGACAAUAAUAAGCUCAGGUGAUGGCUCCAAACAUGACAGUGAGGUGUCUGAAAAUACUGAAAUUCCAGAAACUCAUCAACAGCCUUGUUCCGGUAAGACUGUCACAGAUGAAGGCAGAGAAAGCUUAAGUGUUGUUGAACCUGCUGUUCAUGGGGGUUCAAUGGACCAUGGAAAUAUUUCUUCUCAAACAGUGGGAGUCACCGUGACGGAACAGGGGGUAAUGAACAGGAAGGAAAUGAGAAGUCCUGCUGUCCUAACACUGGGCGAUGGUGAGAAAGAAAUGCUUGGCGUGAAUCUGCGUAAAAGCAUUGUAGAUCUUCCUGUCCAGUUGACCGUUGAAAAGCUGUAUCCUGACUUACCAUCAGAGGAUAAGAGAGAUCUUGAAACUUCAUUUGUAAAGCAAGUUUCACCUAAUUUCAGGAUGUUGUAUCCAGAAAUUCCACGUGAACCAGAAAUUGUACCAUUUUCGAAAGAAGAGCUGAAGAUAUUUGCAUUAGGUUCAUGGAUAGAAAAUGUAGAUGCACAUACAGAAGAAUUUCUUUCAGUGGCAAAUCAAGACAAAAAUGAACUUUAUGAGCUACUCAUGAACUAUGGAAGAUGCAGGAAACAAUUUCAGCUGGCUGUGGCAGAGCUGCAGACAAUGAUAUGUAAUUAUAAGAGUAUUGAAAAAAGACUUUGGACUUUCAAAGAAGAGCAGCUGACCAUCCAGGGAGUUUGUGCCGAUCAAGCAAAGGUGACGACAUAUUAUCGAUUUCAGACUGUGGAGAUGAACAAGUUAGUUCUCGGAGAGCUGAAACGGGUGAUGGAUGUUAUGGCUGAUCAUUUACAUCAAACGAUGGCUUUACAUGCUUAUACCUCAGUGGUUUCUCGCCUCCAGGUGGAAUCGUACAUUUACAGGUUGUUGAAUAGUUCGCCAGCAUUUAAAGCUGUGGCAGUUGUGCAAAAACAAGUUGAUCAAGAAAUAGAUUGCAGCUAUUCAGACCUGCAACUUUUAAAAGAAAGCAUCAGUGUGCUCUUUAGUUUUACCCGAAGAGUAACUGAAGAUGGUCAAUUCCAUAGUGACAUUCUUCUUUGGCUGCAGAGAUUGGUUGCUGUGCUACACAGAGUUGGCUCCUCUGCUGAUCACCUCUUCUUAUUGAAUCACAUCCUCAGAUGCCCAGCAGGUGUGAACAAAUGGGCAGGGCCAUUUGUAAAGAUAGAAGUGUUGAACAAUCCUGCAGGUGUUUUUCUCUUUAUGCAAGCCCUAGCUUUACUUUUAUCACCAAUCAAGUAUCGAUCUGAGUUUCUGGUGCAUAUGAAACCCAGUGACCAAAAGCAACUUUCACCUGUAUCAACAGAAAGAGAUGUACAGAACUGGACCUUGGUAGAUGAAGCUGGAGAAGAGGACGAAGAUCCUGACACCAGUUGGCAACUAUUGUCAGAGGAUGAUUUGAUUACCCUUCUGUUGCAGUUUCCUUUUGAUGAACUGUUUAAACAAAUGUUUGGGAUAACUAUCAAAGCAGGUGAAUACAGUCCAGAGAAAAGCACAUGUCAUCAGAUGAUGAAAAUCAUUGGGUUUGCAUCUUCAUUGAUAGACCUCCUAGCUUUGGGAUUGGAAACCUUUAAUAGAGCACGAUAUAGACAAUUUGUGAAAAGGAUUGGUCAAAUGAUCAGGAGAACAAUUUGUUACGUAAGUAACCACUGGGCUCAGUUUGCAGCUUUCCACAAAAAACAUGGAAUAAAGAUGAACCAAUUUUACUCUCUUGAAAAGCUGCAAGUGGAAUUUGAUGAGCUUUUUCUUCGGGCAGUGUUAUAUGUACUGAAAGCAAAAAGGUUGGGAAUUUGGCUUUUCAUGUCUGAGAUGCCAUUUGAAACCCUAUCAAACAAGAUGAUAUGGAAACUCUUCUAUAUCCUACAUUGUGCAGAAUGUGAUGAUAUUGAUGGAUUAUGCGCUGGGCUACAUUCUGAUGAAUGCAAGAUCAAGCUUAAAGACCCAGAACAUAAACAAAUGUUUGAACAGUGCUUGUCCAACAUUACUAGCUCCGACGGAAUAUGUCUUCUCACUACAUUUGCACAUAUGACCCAAUCAAAACGAGAAAAUGUGGAUCAAGAGUUUGUGAAGAUAGUUGCUUUAGAAAUAUACGAGGUAGCCUAUGUAAGUCCUUCCACCAGAGAGUCAUUUUCCAAGGUUGGCCGUGAACUUCUGGCCACAAUUUCAACAGCUCAUCCUCAUAUAAUCUCAAUACUUUUGGAUCGUGUCCGAGGAAGCAUUGAUAAAGUUGGCAUGGUUUCUUUGUAUCUCUUUAAAGAACUUCCACUGCACCUGUGGAAGAUAACUUCAGUUGAAAUGGAUGUAAUUCAUGACUGGCUUCUGAAGUACAAUUUAACUGCUGUUGAGAACAAGCUGGCUUGCAUCAUACUUGAAGGACUGAACUGGGGUGUUGAUGAGCAGCAAUCAAAACUUGCUCUUGAUCCUUCCCUUCAUACUGAAGUAGCAUUAAUGGUUCUAGAAGCAUAUCAGAAGUACCUCACUGACAAACCUUACAGUGGAUUUAUCUCUGAAAGCAUAAAGCAGGUAUCCUACUUAGCUAGUGUUGUUCGCCUGAACCAGACUCCGGAGGCCUUAUUUAAUCACUGGGCAUGGGAAUUGGUUGUCAGAUUGAAGCUACACAGUAGCCAUUCAUACAGUGACCAGGGCUGGACACCUAUCAGUAACCCCUCCACUGCACCAGAAAUGAAUGAGUUACCAGCCCUCCAUCCACUUUUUAAAGCUGUAAAAGCUGGCAUUCCUAUUGGUUGUUAUCUUGCACUUUCAAUAACGUCAAUAGGUCACAGCGCUGACAAGUUCUGCUCUGAAGGCAUAGCUCUUCUGGAAAUACUGGUACAGUCAAAGUGUCUUAAAGCAGUAAUUCAUGUAUUAGAUAAGAUCUUGCCGAUCUUCUACCCAUGCCAAUAUUAUCUUCUGAAAAAUGAACAGUUUUUAUUGACUUUACAGCUUUUUCUGCAGACUGACAGUGUUGUGCCUCAGGGAGUGACUCAGCAAAUGACUCAGAAAGUGGCACAACAUUUAACUGGUAUCACUUAUGGUGAAAACAUUAAAUUAUUAAACAGUAUGAUCCAGACUCAUAUUGUGGAAAGCAGUAAACCCGGCAGAGUGGGAGCUGGUGUUAUUUUGGAAUUCUGGAUUCACGUCUUGACAAAUCAGCACUUGUGGCACAGAGAUAAAACUGUUUUGUUUCUAAUGGACAAUCUAUGCAAGACAGCAUUUCUUCACCGACAGGAAGACUGUUUGCAAAAGUCACUUUACCAACUACACAAGAAUGCUCUUGGAUACCACAGUGAUCGUGGAUUACUGACUUCAUUCAUGAACUGGAUGUUAGCUGGCAACAUAACACCAUCAUUUAUUGAAGGCAAUGCCACUGCAACUGAGGUGUGGUUUUCCUGGAUCAUAUUCAAUAUGGAGGCAAUUUUUGAAGAAGAUUCCCAACUCCGUAGGUAUAUGGAACUUGAAUUAAUUAGCAAUUCUUCAGUAACUCCAGAUCAAGCCUUAAAGAAAGCCCAAAGCCAUUUAAAACUCCCUGUAGUGCCUUCCACACAGCGGCUUAUGAUCUAUCGCUGGGCCCAACAAGCUUUAGUUACUCCUCCAGAUCAUCCACUUCUCCCACUAAUUUGGCAGAAAUUCUUUUUCCUGUACCUCCGUCGACCUGGACCAGAGUUUGGUUUGCCAGUGAGUGGCUGUAUAGGAAAGCGUUAUUUCCACAGUUCUUCACACUCUAUUUUGCUGAAAGAAAUGAGAAAACGCCUUAUUGAAAUCGCAGAUUUUCACCAUGAAGCUAGUAAAGCUGUAAGGAUCUGGAAGAAAGGACAACGUACUGAAGGUACUUCACCACCAGAUGAGAAUAUUGCACCUCGCCAGCCUGAAUCCAUGACUUCACCAGAAUUACACAAAGAAUUGCUCAGGCUUUUCCACAUUUUUACAUAUUGGCUGGAGGAUAGCAAUCUACAAAAGAAUGAUCUUUAUCUGCCCACUCUGCCUGUACAAUAUGAUGCACAUAAAUUGGCAAAAGUCAUGCAAAACCAGCAGGAUCUUUGGAUAGAAUACGUUGACAGUGAGCGUGUGAAGCACGAGCUCCAAGAGACAGUGGAUCUCUGGAUUCAGCUCCACUCUGCGCCUUCUGCAACUUAUGGAACAUCAAGUUUUAAACACUUUGAUCCACUUUCAGCUAAAGGUCGAAUCUUUAAUUAUCUGAAAACCCACAGCUCCCUUGUAUCUGCUGUGCCCCUGCAGCGUAUGAAAGCCCCUGUUCCGGAUGUUGUCAGCAAUAAUUUGUCAGACAAAAAAGUGGCAAUCGAACAUGUUCAGCAAUAUCUAAACACCUUGCAACAGCAAGCAAAAAUUGCUGCCCAGUGGGAGUCCCAGCAAACAGCACUGAACAGCGAGGUUUUGGAAGCAUUACCUAAAUUAUACAGCAAUCGGGAGGAGCAAGUUACAAUGAAAUUGGAGUGCCGGGGUAGCUCUUCUGACCGUGCUUGUCAAGGAGCAACAAAUAUGUCUGUGAAGUGUAAGAAGUUGUACAAGGAUAAUGCUGUGAACCAACAGCUUGAAGCUUUGGUCAGAGACAUUAGCCAGUUGCAAACCUAUGUCGCCCAACCACCUCCUCAAAAUAUUGCAGAAGCUGCUGUAUAUGUGGAAAACUUCAUAACGGCCUUGGUGAAUGCCUUCAAACUCCAUCAUACAGAAAGUUAUCAGAAAGUGGGGAUUGCCUUGUUCUAUGAGAUUGUCUCUUUUGUCUGUGAUGAAACUCAGCGGCACCCACCAACAAGACAGUUCUUUACAUCAUGCAUUGAAAUCCUUGGGCAGGUUUUUCUUGGCUGUGCUAAAGCAGAAAGCAAAACUAUAUUGGAAAAAGUUCUUGGGAAUAGAAGACUCUGCAAUCUUUUGUCACCAUACUUCACACCAAAUAUCUCGCCAGAUGAAUUUGUCAAUCUUUACAGCAAAGUUGUCAAGUUCCUCCACACUGACAAUGGUGAUGUUAUCUUUAUGUUACUAACAAAGUUUGACAUUUUGUUGUGGUUGAAUUCCACUAAGCCAGCUAUAUCUGAACGGACGCAGUUAUUAGAAUUGAUCCAUUUAGGCCUGACAAUGUGUGGACUUCAACCAGAGGAAGAAAUUCAAAUGGCUUUUAAUGUUCUGUGUAAACACUGGAUGUACAUUUUGCACUAUCAAUUCCCGGAUCAUUACAGUGACUUCCUCAGACUUCUGAUGCAAAGUUCUUCAGAACAAAAAUUGAAUCCAGAUUGUUGGAAGAAUACUUUGAAAACCUUAAGUUGUACCUCUGAGGUUGAACGUGAACCCAGAAUAAUGAGAUCUGUAGAUAGUCAAAAGAUCACUCUGUCAUUUCAGCAGGUACAGGAGACAAUACAGUGGCUCUCUGAUUUCUUGCACAAAUUGCGCCUUUCAAAAACAGACUUAAGAAGCUUUGGUCUAUUUUCAAAGUGGACUCCAUAUAUGAAUGAAGUGAAGAAAUUCUGGAUGUUCCUUGCUACGUCUUUUAUUGACUCUGAGGUCUCCAAGUUGACCCAAGAACCUGCAGCCAGUAACAAAAAUGCAGCAGGUAUGCAGUUGGUUUAUGCAGAAUUGCUGGAACUUUUCAAACCAUGGCUAAUCGUACUAAAUACAGAAAAAGGAAGCAAUAACUAUUCCUAUCCUUGGUUAGAGAUUGACACUCCAAUUGCUUCUGGAAUGGUGAAGCUGUUUACAAAAUGUGUUGAUUACCUGCAUCAGAGUUUAAAAGAUAAACUGAUUCCUGGCCAACGAGGAGCUCUAUGGUUCCACUUGAUGUAUUAUUGUGAAACUUGCACUAUAUCUAAAAUACCAGAGUAUAUUUUGUACACCUAUCAUUCUGAAUAUUCCAAAUUACCAUGGGGAGAGUUGUAUCCUGAUCAAGCCUUGAUGGAAGAAUUCUUUAAAGUGGAGAGAGGAAGUCCAAAGAGUUGUUUCCUGUUUUUGGGAACUUUACUCUGUAAGGUUAACUGGGUCAGUGUUCUUUCUGAUGCUUGGAAUCCCCACCCUCCCGUGCAUACAAGAACCAUGGUUGUGUAUUUGUUGUUUAUGAUAGUAUUUCUAUCAAAAGAGGGUGAACUUACAAGUAAACCAGAAUCUCCAUUAUAUAAUCUCCUUGAACAAACGAGUGCACUACCUUGGCAUUUUGUGGACAUUGCAUCUUACCAAAAUGUCCUCAGCUAUUUUAGUAGCCACUAUUCUCCUUCUACCAUCAUUGUAAAAGAUCCUUCAGCUGAACCAAUCCUGAAGCUUUUAAAAGUAGUCACAGGUUUCGGUGACACCUUGGGCAUACACAGUGAUGCUACACCUAAGUGCAAAGCGUAUAUCCACCACAUUGUCCAGUGCAUCAUCACUCUGGAUCAGAGUACUCAGAUAGUUCAUGGUCAACUAGAACAUGAGAUGAUAAUGUUAUUGGAUGACAUUGUUCUUUUUAAUCCUCCUGAAGUGGACAUUCAAUUGCGGCACAUGGCAGUCACCAGUCUUUUUAUGGAAGUAUUGAUGAUGCUGAAUAAUAUUAGUGUCACAUCGGCAGAUUUACUGCGUACAAGUUUGCGGUCUUGGAUCGAUUCUAAGGUGCAUUACAACCUGGCAUUACCACUCCUGACUGCGGCAUGUCAAAGUCUGGCAUCUGUCAAGCACAUGGCAGAAAUGACCGAAGCCAGCAUUAUGGCAUACUUUAAGGAUGGUGCACAGCACGAUCAGUAUUUUGGAUGGGGACCAAUUUUAGUAUCUCUUCAAGUGCCAGAAUUAACUGCAGAAGAAUUUCUGAAAGAAUGUUUGGACUUGGGAAGCUACUUGACUCUUUAUGUGUACAUUCUUCAGCAUCUGAACAUGGAACAGACCCUAUCCAAUGAAAGGAAAAUGCUAGUUCUACUUAACAAAUGGAUAGACCAAGUCUUUCCAAGCAAUACAAAUGAUGAGGUUAAACUGUUCCUAUGGUGGCAUAAAUUAUUGCAAUUGGCAUUGAUCCAGCUUGAGCAGAAUGAUUUAACUGGAUUGGAUUUUUUUGUGAGGAUAUUAAAUGCAUUGCAAGUAAAACUGAGUCAACUGGCAGAGGAGAGGCUCUCUUCUGGAAUUCUGGGAGCAAUAGGUCUUGGAAGGAAAUCUCCACUCUCAAACAGAUUUCGAGUAAUAGCUCGAAGCAUGUCAGCAUUCCUACUAGUUCAACUUCCUGCAGAUAACUGCAUUCGUCUGAAACCUGGUACAGAACUACAACUAUCUCCCAAAGCACAGCAGGCCCUGAGUGUACUUGAAUCAAUGUCAAUCAGCAAGCAGUAUGCAGACUAUCAAGAGGUGUUUUCACAGGCAAAAUCAUUCAUCAAGGAUCCAAACAAUUGUCUCUGGGAUGGCAACAAGUUACUCACUAUUCUUAUUAACCUCCUUUACCCUGAUGUGCAUUAUUUAAAUAUUAUCCGUUAGGUAUUUUGCCAAAGCAGGAUCUCAGCACUGGAUUUCAAAAAUACUGCAAAACAUUUAACAAGAGCAUCUUCGGAAAAAUAAUUUGAACUAAAAUUGUAUUACUAUAUUUGUUAAUGAUUAUGGAAAAAAGAUUGUUUGCCUAUACACAAUCAAUAUUUUUGUACCAUAAUCUGUAAUGUCAUAAAUUGAGCUAAAAAUCUGCAAAAUCUGCAUUGUGGUAAAAAUAUAUUCUACAUCUUUGGCUUACAUUAGCUGUGAAAAUAGUGGUGAUCAUUAUGAAGCUACUAAAAUUAUUUGUGAUAUUGGUACAAUGGAGACAUUAUCUAAUAUACCUUUUUUAAAAAUAUUUUAAAAAUCUUCUCCAUUUCAAUUCAUCCAAAUAUUUCCCUUUUUUGAAAAAAAAAUGUAUUUACAUUGAAUGGUAUGGAUUUUGGCAGCAUGGUAACAAGUUGCCUUGUUCCGUAUUCCUUUACACAGUUUCCUCCACUCAAUAAGAUAUUUAGGUGUUUUAGAUUAGUGUUGUUUUGUAAAGAGUGAAACAUACAAACAUAAGCAGGAGUGUAUUGGAGUUGUGUCUUGGAGUUGACACAAUCCAAAGCCCUGCAAUUCUCUGGGGAAAAAUAACUGGAUCUGUAUUCUAAGUUUCUUCCAAUUAACCUUAGACCAUUUGACAUUGACUUUGGAAAUUGUUUUCGUAUCGUAACUGAUCCAUUAAGAAAUUUAAACAAUUUUAUUAACUCUUGGUCACAAUUUGUUUAAGGUAAGUUGAAAGGAAUUUAUUAUUCUUCAAGAAACAAUUCACUCACUUAAAUUAUGUCUUUAUAAUUUGUCAAGCACUUUAAAGCGUUAUGUAUAAUUUGAUUUUCAUAGGAAUUUCAUUUGUUACAUUCAUCAGCUGAUGCUUAAAAGGUUAUUUGACUGAACAAGUUCUCAGUUGUGACACCAUAGAUGCCACAUUAUCUCCAAAUUCAUAAAAGUAAAUUUGUCCACCAGUAGACUUCUACUGUUGCAUUAAAAUUAAGAAUGUACUUACUAUGCUUAUUUUACAAAGAAGCAGUUACUUUUUUAAUUACUGAAAGUCUCACAUAGAAUAAAUUGAUUCAGUGUUACAGGAACUUGUCUCAAAAGUAACACUCUUCCAUAUUAAUUAAUGUAUGACUGAAGCUUUCGCAGCACAUAUAAAGCUUCACACUUCAUAAAUGUGAAUAAAAUUAAAGUUUGUGUGUUAAGUGAUACCAUCUAGAAUGUUUGUUUUCCUGCACACUCAGAUGUUCAAUUUAAUAGUCACAUUUUUGAGACUGGUAUCAAUACAUGUUUAGAUUGUAAAGAUUUAAGUAAUACUUGAAACAUGCAACCAGUACAACAAAUGGGCUUUAAUUGUAAAAAUAUAUAUAUAAAUAAAGUUUGGUUAUGAAUUCUAUGUGGAUAAUAUAUUAAUUGAAUCAAUUUCUUGUACAAUUUUAUUAAGUAGUGCUUCAAGAGAUUUUGCUGUACAUAAACUGAAUUGUGGAUUUUUACUGUACUCCUGAAAUGUUAAUGGUACUUUUGGAAUUAAGAUACAGGUAAAAUAAAGACAUUCCCUGUCUAAAUGUA